GACCAUUGUUCUGGUCCGACUUACCCGUGCUAUGGGUUUCGCUCGACAUGCUCGCGCCUUCCUUUGGGGAGAGGUCCCACCAUCUCAUCAGGAGGCAAAGCUUCUUGUCAAAUUAGAUUGGUUUAUUCUUUCCUACUGCUGUCUCAUGUAUUUCACGAAUUAUCUAGACCGGUCUAAUGUUAACAACGCCUAUGUUUCUGGAAUGAAGGAAGAGCUCAGUAUGGGCGGAACCGAUAUCAAUAACAUCAAUUCCAUUUUCACAGCUGGUUACAUUGUUGGAAUGAUACCAAACAACAUGAUGCUUCAGGUCGUACCACCUAGAAUCUGGUUCCCUGCCAUGCAAAUAGUAUGGGGCGUCUUGACUUUUUGUACUAGCGCUGUCGAUAACGUCCAACAAAUCUAUGCUAUCCGAUUCUUUCAAGGUAUUGCCGAGUCUUCCACCUUUGUUGGCACCCAUUACAUUCUAGGCUCCUGGUACAAACCGAGAGAACUAGGAAAACGUUCUGGAAUCUUUACCAGUUCGGGUCUAGUCGGGACCCUGUUUUCUGGAGUUCUUCAAGCUGGUGUUUAUAAACAUUUAAACGGCCAUGCCGGUCGAACUGGAUGGAGAUGGCUAUUCAUUAUAGACGGGAUCAUCACCCUCCCCGUCGCGCUAUACGGGUUCUGGAUCUUCCCUGACGUUCCAGCAAUGACUAAAGCCUUUUAUUUGUCCGACGAGGAAAGGCUAUUAGCGACUCGUCGAAUAAAAGAUGACAUACAAGUUGUUCGAUCGACCCCGUUUUCGAUGGGCCUCGCGAAAAGAGUGCUAGGGAGGUGGAGAUGGUGGUGGUGUAGCCUAUUGUUCGCGAUAUCAGGCGAAAUAGAAUCCCUAGGAUCCAACAACAUCAUGGGUCAAUAUCUCAAAGCCAUCGGAGGUUACACUAUCGAACAGAUUGAUUUCUAUCCUUCUGGAGCUACAGCGGUGGCUAUUGCUAGCACGCUUAUCUGUGCUACUUGGACGGACUAUACACGGAAGAGGUGGACUGUGUUGGUGUAUAUGGCUGUGGCGUGUAUUAUCUCUGGUGGAGUGCUCCUAGGAUUAGGCGGGACAGAAAGGGAUAAAGAGGGCGGGAGGGGGAGCCCGGUUAGAGGAGCGGUGUUUUUCGCCUAUUAUCUGGCGGGUGCAUCGUUUGCAGGACAGGCGACGACUUUUGCAUGGGCGAAUGAAAUCUGUGCUGACGAUGAUCAAGAACGGGCGGUCGUGCUUGCUAGUAUGAAUAUGUGGAACAACGUCGUGAACGCCUGGUGGCCAUUACUCUUUUACCGCGCUUCAGACGCUCCGAGGUUUAUGAAGGGUAUGAUCGCGUUGAUUUGUGUCAGUGUUGCUACGUUAGGGAUUACAUGGGUUGUCUGGUUCAUGGAGCGGAGGGAGUGGAGGAAGCAGAGGGAUGAAAAUGAUGACAUUAGUGUUCGGAGCACUACUCGUGCCGAAAGCGACAAAUUGGACAACGAUCAGGGCAAGGGGGAGCGGGAGAAGAUGAGGAACUAGCGAGCGGUGAGAGAUACGGAUGGUAUUGGUAUUCCACGGCGGUUGGGAUAUACAUUUAUACAUAGGUAUAAGAUCUCCGAGGAGGUCUUCCAAAACAAAAAGGAUUUGUACUUUGUACAACUAUAAUACCAACUCAUGCUAUCACUAUAUCGAUGGGGCAAAACAACAAUUAGAUACAUGGAAUAGGAAUACGGAUACUGAAAGAGAUUGACAUGAAAC
This is a messenger RNA of Marasmius oreades (fairy-ring Marasmius), 1747 nucleotides long. RefSeq lists its product as uncharacterized. The transcript is spliced from 15 exons. NCBI's taxonomy places the organism in Eukaryota, Fungi, Basidiomycota, Agaricomycetes, Agaricales, Marasmiaceae. Bases 32 to 1528 code for a protein of 498 amino acids. Gene Ontology annotation, cellular component: plasma membrane. The record is from RefSeq and is a predicted model, not a curated record. Gene Ontology annotation, biological process: pantothenate import across plasma membrane. Gene Ontology annotation, molecular function: pantothenate transmembrane transporter activity.